Molecule: messenger RNA, 991 nt
Organism: Bactrocera dorsalis (oriental fruit fly)
Lineage: Eukaryota; Metazoa; Arthropoda; Insecta; Diptera; Tephritidae
Exons: 4
Coding region: 333-896 (187 amino acids)
Molecular function (GO): heme binding; oxygen binding
Source: RefSeq, a predicted model, not a curated record
GAAAUUUCGCUUAAUUAUUAUCCACAAAAAGAACACCAAAUCCUCCGAUGAGGUCCAAUCGAUUAAAAUCAAAUUAUUGUAAGGAAAACUUAUUUAGUUGUGAAGGGUAUUAUGGCUUCGUCGCAACCGAAGUUAACGUCCUUUCUUGUUUGCAGGUAUAUGUUUUCAAAAUACUGCAUGAUCAUGUCAGUUAAAGACAACUUCUUUUAAUUUCAGUUACCGGGAUUUUCAUAAUAAAUCAAAAAUAAAAAAAAUAUUUAUUUUUAAGUUUUGUGCGCUGACACAACAAUAUCAUACUUAAAAUAUACAUUUGCAUGAAAGAAUACUAAAAUAUGGGUUCUUAUAUUGAAACAACGGAGAAUAAAACACCGCCCGUGUUUCCCAGAGCCUUGGAACCGUACGAAAUAAGACCCGUGGCCGAUGAGUUGGGGCUGACAAGUACAGAGAGAAAAUCACUGCAAAAUGGUUGGACUAUAAUUAAACAAAAGCAACGCCGAGCAGCGCUUAAUAUCUAUGUGAAUUUCUUCACCGAAUAUGAGGAUCUUUAUGAAAUAUUUCGCUUUAACGGCGUUUUGGACAUUGAGUUCGCCAGUCAACAUCAAAAGGAUGUGCUCGCCGUUUUCCAAAUGAUCAUUGAGCAAUUGGAUAAUUCACGCUUCGUCAAGACUAUGGUGAAAGAGCUAGCGCUCAGACAUAGAGCUGCUUCUGUCAGCGGCACAAUGUGGCAGCUGUAUACAAACGAAGUAAAAAAUUACUUUUUGAAGACCCUGAAUGAUGCCCUUUCGCCAACAUUUGUUCACGCCCUAGAUACAUUAAUGAAUUAUAUCUGCGAUUUUAAUGAAUUCAAUGAGUCCAGGGAUGACCAGAGUCAACAGCAAGAACUUGACAAGGAAUGAUUGAUAAAAUUAAAAUUUGAGAUGUAAACUCAUGUAUAUUUGUAAGUGUGUAAAUGUAUUUGUAAGACUUUUUUUUUCAAUAAAGACACUUUUAU